GGCCUGCGGCUGAGGGCAGGGGCCGGCGGACGGCUGGGGCAUGAGGAGGCCCCGGACUGGAGGAGCCGAGCUGUGGGGGCUCUGAGGGGUGUCAGGCACGGCUGCCCCUCACCGGCCUGCUUUCUCCUCCAGCUCACCGUUUACCUGGGGAAGCGGGACUUCGUGGACCACCUGGACAGAGUAGACCCUGUCGAUGGUGUCGUUCUUGUGGAUCCGGAAUACCUGAAGGAUCGGAAGGUGUUCGUGACGCUGACCUGUGCCUUCCGCUAUGGCCGCGAGGACCUGGACGUGCUGGGCCUCACCUUCCGCAAGGACCUCUUCCUGGCCUCCUACCAGGCCUUCCCGCCCCCCACCGAGGAGGGCCCCGAGCCGCCCACCCGCCUGCAGGAGCGGCUGCUGAGGAAGCUGGGCGGCAACGCCCACCCCUUCAGCUUCCUGAUCCCACAAAACCUGCCGUGCUCGGUGACGCUGCAGCCGGGACCGGAAGACACCGGCAAGGCCUGCGGUGUGGAUUACGAGAUCCGGGCGUUCUGUGCCAAAACCGUCGACGAGAAGAUCCAUAAAAGGAAUUCGGUCCGCCUCGUCAUCCGCAAGGUGCAAUAUGCCCCGGAGAAGCCCGGCCCGCAGCCCAUGGCCGAGACCACCCGCCACUUCCUGAUGUCCGAUCGCUCGCUGCACCUGGAAGCCUCGCUCGACAAGGAGCUCUACUACCACGGGGAGCCGAUCAGCAUCAACGUCCACGUCACCAACAACUCCAGCAAGAGCGUCAAGAAGGUGAAGGUGUCAGUGCGCCAGUACGCAGACAUCUGCCUGUUCAGCACGGCCCAGUACAAGUGCCCGGUGGCCCAAAUCGAGCAGGAUGACCAGGUGGCGGCCAGCUCCACCUUCUGCAAGGUGUACACGCUCACGCCCUCGCUCAGCAGCAACCGGGAGAAGCGGGGGCUGGCGCUGGACGGCAAGCUCAAGCACGAGGACACCAACCUGGCCUCCUCCACCAUAGUGAAGGAGGGCGCCAACAAGGAGGUUCUGGGCAUCCUGGUCUCGUACCGCGUCAAGGUGAAGCUGGUGGUAUCCCGGGGCGGGGACGUCUCCGUGGAGCUGCCCUUCGUCCUCAUGCACCCCAAGCCGCCGGACCAGCCCUCGCCAGCGCAGCCCCAGCUGGCCGCCCCAGAGACAGACGAGCCGGUGGACACCAACCUCAUCGAGUUCGAUACCAAUUACGGGCAGGACGACGACAUCGUCUUUGAGGACUUCGCUCGCCUGCGGCUGAAGGGGCUGAAGGACGACAAGGACGACGACUACUUCUGCUAGGGGGCUGCGGCCAGAGGCGCCCGGCCGCCCCCCGGGACCAGCCAAGGGCGAGGAGAGGCGCAGCCCCGUGCCCGGCCCCCCCGCCCUGGCGUCCAUCGUGCUGCAGCGGGGAGGGCCCUCCCCACAGGGGCCUUUUAAUGUGACCAAGAGUGGGCAGGGGGCUGCCUCAGCCCCCUCCUCCCCUCCCCUCCCCUCCCCUCCCCUUGCUGCUACUGCAUAUUUUUCAAGACGGAUUUUAACUUCUAAGGAACCCCCCUCCGCCCCGUCUAACGCACUGGAACCAUUGAUCGGGCAUUAUCCACCCCCUUCAUGUGUACGCCUUCAGGGUCCCCAGGCUGCCCCCAUCCCACACCCUGUUCCGCACGGUCAGGGGGGUGUCGCCAAGGGAACCCCCCCAUCAGUUGGGGGGCAAAUAGGAAAAAACUGCUGCCCCUGUAGAAGCCGCCCGGGCAGGGACAGGCCUCUGCCGCCCGAGGGCCUGGGGGGCUUUGCUCUGCCCAGGACAGGGACGUGUGCUCCGCCGUGGGGCAGCCGUGCCAAGCCGCCCCCACCCCCCCUUUGUAGACCCCUCUCAGGACCGCCUCCGAGUGCCAGCAGGUGAAGGGAACAAGCCCAGUUGCCACAGCGUCCGAGCCGAGCACACAAGAGAAUAAAACCCUUAACAGAGA
Varanus komodoensis (Komodo dragon) is the source of this 1979-nucleotide messenger RNA. It is a transcript of the gene ARRB2, whose product is annotated as arrestin beta 2. The annotation marks the transcript as partial. Gene Ontology annotation, biological process: signal transduction; G protein-coupled receptor internalization; positive regulation of ERK1 and ERK2 cascade. Gene Ontology annotation, cellular component: cytoplasm. Lineage: Eukaryota; Metazoa; Chordata; Lepidosauria; Squamata; Varanidae. The record is from RefSeq and is a predicted model, not a curated record. Gene Ontology annotation, molecular function: angiotensin receptor binding. The transcript has 13 exons.